This is a messenger RNA of Ictalurus punctatus (channel catfish), 2081 nucleotides long. Its product is annotated as putative E3 ubiquitin-protein ligase UBR7. Gene Ontology annotation, molecular function: zinc ion binding; ubiquitin protein ligase activity. The record is from RefSeq and is a predicted model, not a curated record. NCBI's taxonomy places the organism in Eukaryota, Metazoa, Chordata, Actinopteri, Siluriformes, Ictaluridae. The coding region runs from base 663 to 1895 and encodes 410 amino acids. The transcript has 12 exons. Gene Ontology annotation, cellular component: cytoplasm.
UUAUAUAAACUGCUAGGGGCAAACUGCUCAGAUGAAAACAAAACAGAUUGUUGUCAUUCACGCUGCCUUCACAUGCACCCGAAAUUUUUUGAAAAUACGAGUUUCAAACUGAAAAGUGCAUGUCUCCGUAAAUACAGUAUAGCAAUUUCGAGACGCAAAUUUGCUACUUGUUCAGUCUUUUAAUCUUCAUUGGUCGACGGUGGGUAAUUAUUAUUAUUAUUAUUAUUAUUAUUAUUAUUAUUAUUAUUAUUAUUAAAUUAGUUUUGUCUCGGUUUUAAUACAAAUUAGUCGUCAUUGGUUUACAUUUGCUAGUCUGUUGCAUUGUGUGUGUGUGUGUGUGUGUGUGUAUGUAUAUAUGCACAUGUUUACAAUGGCGUUAAGUGUGGGGAACAUAAAAAAAAAAAUCAGGCUACCUAACGUGCAGUUAUUUUGAAGGCAUACGUAAUUACUGAAUAAUAAGGAACAACUGAGGAGCAUGUGAAGGCAACAUUAUUUCGCGCCAAAUUUGUCCCCGGCUUCAAAGCGGAAGUAAUGUGCUGCAUGUUUCUGCUGUUGCUGUUGUCAUACUGCGUCUUGUCCUGUGUCUGUUGGUGUUAUAACAGUAUCUUUUUGUGUGUGUGCACGAGAACGGAUCGGUUAAGGUUUUGUGUGUAUCGUAAGGAAUGGAUGUAAAUAAGGUACAGGAGGAUACUGUGUCCAUGGAUGAGCUGGAGGAUGAGGAGCUGUGUGAAGCUCUCGCCGUUUUGGCUGGCAGUGAUCCGGAUAAGUGUUCAUAUUCUCGGGGAUAUGUGAAAAGACAGGCUGUGUUUGCUUGCAGCACUUGCAGAGGUGAGGGCAUGGAGCCGGCUGGAGUCUGCCUGGCCUGUGCUAACACCUGCCACGAUGAUCACCACAUCUAUGAACUGUACACGAAAAGGAACUUUCGCUGUGAUUGUGGGAAUAGCAAGUUCGGCUCGUUUAAAUGCAAACUGAUCCCUGACAAAGAGGGAAAGAACAACAAGAACAUUUAUAAUCACAAUUUCUUUGGCCGUUACUGCUCCUGUGACAGACCAUACCCUGAUGAGGAUGAUAAGGUUGGUGAAGCAAUGAUUCAGUGUAUUCUCUGUGAAGACUGGUACCACUCAAAGCAUCUAGGUUGUGCAGUUGUGGACUCUGAGGAGUUACUGGAGAUGGUGUGUGAGAGUUGUAUGAACAGAGCUCCCUUCCUUUGGACCUAUAGUGCCUACUUUGCAGUUCCCCCAGUAACCAAAGUGAGUCUCAAUAACGAGGAUGAGGAUGACCCCGUGGCAGGAAAUAAAAAAGAAGAGAAGGAUGCAGUGUUGCCUUCAUGCAGUAAUGGCCAUGAUGAGCCCUCCACAAGUAAAGACUGUCAAAAGGAAGCAAAGCUCACUAGUAAUGGAAUUAUGGCUGUAAACCACAAGAGGAAGCAUGAGGAGAUGGAGAGGUGUCCUGCUAUGUGCCAGUCUGAAACUGCAUCAUGCAUACUGAAGGAUUUAAAGGCCAAAGGCUUGGUGAGGCCAAGGGUGGGGGCAGUGUUCUGGCCAUACGACUGGCGGUCCAAGCUUUGCACUUGCACAAACUGCAAGAGAUCAUAUGUGGAGGCUGGUGUUCAUUUCCUGAUGGAUGAGUCAGAUACCGUGCUCGCAUAUGAGAAUAAGGGUGAGACAUUGCUGGAGGAAGACCUGCUCAUGUCCUGCCUCAGUUCCCUGGAUCGUGUCCAGCAACUGGAGAUCAUUUACCUGUACAAUGAUAUGAAAGCAGAGCUACGUGAGUUCCUUCAGCAGUUUGCUGACCAGGGAAAGGCCGUGACCCCUGAGGCUAUCCGCUUGUUUUUUGAGGAGCUUCAGUCAAGGAAAAGGAGGCGGGCCAAUGCUGGGCAGUAUUACUGCAGCUGAGCUGGGGUGGAGUGGACAUCAUAUACGAGGCGGGCAAUAAGCUUGGACUGGCUAUGAUGGCCUGGAGAGUUGGCUGGGGUCCAAAGGCUAUGGAUGUUUGAACAUUUCAGAUUGUUUCCAUUAAAUGAACCUGUCAAUUAUGAUGCUUUCCUCAAACUGGAUGAUUAAAUACAGCUUAGAAAUGCA